Molecule: messenger RNA, 711 nt
Organism: Ixodes scapularis (black-legged tick)
Lineage: Eukaryota; Metazoa; Arthropoda; Arachnida; Ixodida; Ixodidae
Exons: 1
Coding region: 1-711 (236 amino acids)
Biological process (GO): retrotransposition
Cellular component (GO): ribonucleoprotein complex
Molecular function (GO): single-stranded RNA binding
Source: RefSeq, a predicted model, not a curated record
AUGGACACGCUCCCGGUACUGUCCGCUAUUGAAGAACUAAAGAAGGAACUAAAAUCUGAAAUUGCUGAGCUAAAAGAGAGCACAGAUUUCUGUUCGAAGUCAGUCGACGAGUUCAAGACUGCCCUGAACGAGUUAAAAAGUUUCAAGGCACAACUAGGCCAACUGAAUGCUGCAAAUGAGCAGUUGAGGAGUGAGAAUAAAGAACAGCGCAGCAGCCUAGAAGAUUCAGUGAACCGAAUUGCUGAAUUGGAACAAUACAGCAGGCUAAAGAACUUGGAAAUAAAGGGCGUCCCUGUCAACACCAACGAAAACGUGCAGGAUGUCAUAAAACAGAUAACCGAAACACUGUCGGUUCCUCUCGAGAUGCAAGACGUAGACGUUUGUCAUAGGGUACCGACUAAACAGCCCAGUCAACAGCACAUAGUUGUGCAGUUUACAACACGCCAAAAGAGAGACGCGGUCUUGUACGCGGCCAAGAAGAAGCGACUAACCACUGGAAUGAUCGGCAUCCCCGGACAAACGUCUCUUAUAUUUGUUAAUGAGCAUCUCACCCUGUCGAACAAGCUGCUCCUAAGUGAAACAAUCAAGGCAAAGAAAGGCAAAAGUAGGAAGUUUGUGUGGACGAAGAAUGGAAAAGUGUACGCCAGGAAAACCGAAAACUCUAGGGUCGUAAACAUACAAAACAUGUCAGACAUAGAAAAAAUCGUGUAA